This is a messenger RNA of Juglans regia (Persian walnut), 1767 nucleotides long. RefSeq names its product tRNA (cytosine(38)-C(5))-methyltransferase 2. The record is from RefSeq and is a predicted model, not a curated record. The transcript is spliced from 10 exons. Gene Ontology annotation, molecular function: methyltransferase activity. Lineage: Eukaryota; Viridiplantae; Streptophyta; Magnoliopsida; Fagales; Juglandaceae. The coding region runs from base 171 to 1352 and encodes 393 amino acids.
GCAUGCAUCUCCUCUGUCCCGAAAUCCUGGUAAACCGAACCGUGACAAAAACCUAGUGAUUGGAACCGCCGUUAUUUCACCGCUCAACCAAAUCGAAUAAGCUACUGCUUUAUCGCCCCGUCUUGCAUGAGAAAAACAACCCCCUUUGUCGCAGACAACAACCCAAUCCCAUGGCGGAGGGUUCUCUCAAGCAAGUAGACAAGCCCUGGAGAGUUCUCGAAUUCUACAGCGGUAUUGGGGGCCUGAGGUACUCGCUAAUGAAGUCGGGUGUAAAUGCAAAAGUAGUAGACGCGUUCGAUAUAAAUGACAAAGCUAACGAUGUUUACGAGCUCAAUUUUGGCCACCGUCCCCAUCAGGGUAAUAUUCAGAGCUUGACUGCUGCUGAUCUCGACAGCUAUGGGGCACACGCGUGGCUUCUUUCUCCUCCCUGUCAACCUUACACUCGGCAAGGUCUCCAAAAGGAUUCUGGUGAUGCUAGGGCAUUCUCUUUUCUCAAGAUUCUUGAACUUAUUCCGCACACUUCAAAGCCUCCGAAUAUGUUACUAGUGGAAAAUGUUGUUGGAUUUGAGACAUCUGAUACACAUACAAAAAUGAUUGAUAUAUUGGCAAAAACAAACUAUGUUGUACAGGAGUUUAUAUUGAGCCCAUUACAAUUUGGUGUCCCAUAUUCCAGGCCACGAUAUUUUUGCCUGGCAAAAAGGAGACCUUCAUCUUUCCAAAGUCAACUUCUCAAUAACAGGCUGCUUUUGUCUCCAAGCCCACUGUUUGGGCAUCAUGAUAACACAGUGGCCAAUGAACAUGAUCAAUCAGAGGAGAGCUGGGACAAAGUGCUGCAGUCCUGUGAGCCAGUGGAGAAAUUUCUUGAAUUCGAGAAUCAUGGUGAUCAAACAGGUACUGAAUCUGGUUUCUUGGACAGCACCAUUGUUCCUACAGAUGCUUAUGGAUCCCUAGAGAAAAAUGAUAAUGCGAAUGGACAUGAUAGUAGCUCUUUAGGCCAGUACCUUGUUCCACUGAGCUUGAUAGAGCGGUGGGGAAGUGUUAUGGAUAUUGUCUAUCCUGAUUCAAAGCGUUGCUGUUGUUUUACUAAAAGUUACUAUCGAUAUGUGAAAGGGACUGGCUCUCUUUUGGCUACUGUCCAGCCAAAGAAGAAAGGUAAAUCAUCUCCGCUGAAAGAGCAAUGCCUUAGAUUUUUUACUCCUAGGGAGGUUGCCAAUCUACAUUCAUUUCCGGAAGACUUUCACUUUCCACAGCACAUAAGCCUUAGACAACGGUAUGCAUUGCUGGGUAACAGUUUAAGCAUAGCAGUGGUUUCUCCCUUAAUCAGAUAUCUAUUUGCCGAGCCAUCUGUUUAAAAGAUGCAGAUUUUUCCAUUUGGUGAGGCAAUACCCAUGCGUAACUUUCUAGAUUGCAAUGGGAUCGACCUGAUAAUUAAGUAUUGCCACUACUUUUGAAAAUAGUUACAAUCUAGGUAUCAAUCUAAUAUCCACCCCAUAUUGUCUAGGAGGUUCAAAAGCCUGUUAGUGAUUCAAGAUGUUGCCAGUGUUUUAAGACAAAACUAAUGUUGAGGAUAAGUUGCACAUACACACGUUCAAAAUGCUGUAGAAGACAGGUGAUUCGGUCAAGUCUCAUAUUAGAGAACAGUUCCUGAAGACAAGCAAGAUGCGGUAUCAAAUGUCUUUUUUGUAUUGUUCAGUGACAUGCAUGUCUGUAUGGCAAACUACUAUGGCUCGUUUGAAUAGUGAUAUGAGAUGAGAUAAUUUUAGAUCA